Messenger RNA from Fulvia fulva, 870 nucleotides. RefSeq lists its product as uncharacterized. Bases 1 to 870 code for a protein of 289 amino acids. Gene Ontology annotation, molecular function: acetate transmembrane transporter activity. Gene Ontology annotation, cellular component: plasma membrane. NCBI's taxonomy places the organism in Eukaryota, Fungi, Ascomycota, Dothideomycetes, Mycosphaerellales, Mycosphaerellaceae. The transcript has 2 exons. The record is from RefSeq and is a predicted model, not a curated record.
AUGUCGGAAUCCAGCAAAGACCUCGAGAACGGCGUCCACAAGGACUACGCGAGUGGCAACGGCGCAGCCCCGGAGCAGCAAGGUAGCACCAGCGACCUCAGCCAACUGCUCACCAACAACACCUUCUCCGACGAGCAAUUUGAGCGCAUGUUCUUGUUGCCACGCAACCAGGGAGUCGUCGGAGGCCAGCGUAAGACCUUCGCCACCCCAACACCUCUGGCAAUCAUGGGCUUCAGUACCGGUCUCACACCACUCGCCGCUCAGCUCAUCGGCUGGCGAGGUGCUGGAGGCUCAGGGCAGUCUUCCGUUGGAGCUACGAUUUGGUUCGGAGGCAUGCUCUUGAUCUUCGCUGGACUUGGAGAGUUCAUUCUGGGCAACACGUUCCCUUUCCUGGUCUUCAUGGGAUAUGGUGCGCAUUUCUUGACGUUCGGUACUACAUUCAUCCCGGCUUGGAAUGCUGUGUCGGCGUACACUAGUGGAAGUCCAUACACUGGUGAAGCUGGAAGCCAGGCUAUCACACCUGAGUUUGCUCAGAGCUAUGGUUUUUACCCCCUCUCCCUCUGCAUCCUCUCGGCCAUCUUCCUCAUCUGCUCCACCCGAACAAACCUCAUCUUCUUCCUCGUCUUCGUCGCAGCAACGCUGGGCUUCGGAUUCGCAGCAGGCUCCUUCUUCCAGAUCGGAAAUGGUAACAUGGCUUUGGCGGCAAAUUUGCUGGUGGGAUGUGGAUCGUGCUUUUGGGCAGCGGCGAUGUUGGGGUGGUAUUUGCUGAUUGCGAUGAUGAUACCGAUUAUGGAGUUGCCUCUGCCAAGCUUGCCGAUUGUGGAUUUGAGCACGAUUGUGAAGCCGAGGAAGAGGAAGAUGGUAGUGUAA